Octodon degus (degu) is the source of this 710-nucleotide messenger RNA. RefSeq names its product COP9 signalosome subunit 5 (gene Cops5). Gene Ontology annotation, molecular function: deNEDDylase activity; metallopeptidase activity; protein binding. The coding region runs from base 1 to 690 and encodes 229 amino acids. Gene Ontology annotation, biological process: protein deneddylation. Lineage: Eukaryota; Metazoa; Chordata; Mammalia; Rodentia; Octodontidae. The record is from RefSeq and is a predicted model, not a curated record. Gene Ontology annotation, cellular component: cytoplasm; COP9 signalosome. The transcript is spliced from 9 exons.
AUGGUAAAUGCUCAAGCUGCUGCAUAUGAGUACAUGGCCGCAUACAUAGAAAAUGCCAAACAGGUUGGCCGUCUUGAGAAUGCAAUUGGCUGGUAUCACAGCCACCCUGGGUAUGGCUGUUGGCUUUCUGGAAUUGAUGUGAGCACACAGAUGCUAAACCAGCAGUUCCAGGAACCUUUUGUAGCAGUUGUGAUUGAUCCAACAAGAACAAUAUCUGCAGGGAAAGUGAAUCUUGGAGCUUUUAGGACAUACCCAAAGGGCUAUAAGCCUCCUGAUGAAGGACCUUCUGAAUAUCAAACUAUCCCACUAAAUAAAAUAGAAGAUUUUGGUGUACAUUGUAAACAAUACUAUGCCUUAGAAGUCUCAUAUUUCAAGUCAUCUUUGGAUCGAAAAUUACUUGAGCUGUUAUGGAAUAAAUACUGGGUGAAUACGCUGAGUUCCUCUAGCUUACUUACUAAUGCAGACUAUACCACUGGUCAAGUGUUUGAUUUGUCUGAAAAGUUAGAACAGUCAGAAGCUCAACUGGGCCGAGGAAGUUUCAUGUUGGGUUUAGAAACACAUGACCGAAAGUCAGAAGACAAACUUGCCAAAGCUACAAGAGACAGCUGUAAAACCACCAUAGAAGCCAUCCAUGGAUUGAUGUCUCAGGUUAUUAAGGAUAAACUAUUUAAUCAAAUUAACAUCGCUUAAACAGUCACUGAGUAGUGCUU